Molecule: messenger RNA, 1879 nt
Organism: Bursaphelenchus okinawaensis
Lineage: Eukaryota; Metazoa; Nematoda; Chromadorea; Rhabditida; Aphelenchoididae
Source: the annotation of a GenBank genome assembly
AUGGAGUCGGACGCAGAUGUGGACAUGGAGGAAGUGCCUGGUGGUCGUUUACCGGUCCUAAAUGAAGAAGCUGAGGUAGAUGUAGAUAAUAAAGAACAAUUGAAUACAACUAACGAAGGUGGAGAUGCUGUGAAAAUAAUGGAAGCGCCUGAUUGGCCUUCGUACCUUGUGAAUGUAGAAUCUGAUCUCGAGAAGCCUUUAUUCCGACGAUUGUUCCAUUGGGGACCUAUCGCUGCCAUGUCUCUUACUGGAUUUGUAAGUUUAAUAUUAUUAUAGGCAUUCUUGUGUUUUAGAUAGGCAUAACUUCGGUCUACAUUCAUCUUUCUUGGUGGCCAAUAGAUGAUCCUUUGGCGUUUUUAAACCUUUUUUUGUUUACUGGUAUGGUUUACGCUACUGUGUACAACAUGGUAAGAGCAUCGUACCUUGGCGGAGGAUUUGUCACAAAAGGUUGGCAUCCUCCAGAGUCCUAUCAAUUGUCGCGGCUUCAGUUCUGUGCUCAUUGCAACGGCUACAAGGCUCCAAGAUCUCAUCACUGUCAGAAGUGUAAUAGAUGUGUCAUGAAGAUGGACCAUCAUUGUCGUAAGUUUUAAAGUUUUCAAACUUAUAAGGUGUGUUUAGUAAUGUAGUAGGUAAUAAAGUUAAUAAAAUUGUUUUCAUCUUGGAUCAACAAUUGUGUUGGCCAUCGUAAUCAGAUCUACUUCUUCUCCUUCUUGUUCUUUGCGGUAACUGCUUGUUUCCAUGCUUGUUGCAUUCUUGGUGUUGUUUUAUUCAGGACCUUAAGCUUUGUAAGUCCUUAAGGUGUUUAUUAUCUAUAUAUAAUGUCUAAAUAUCUUCAAAAAUUACAUUUUAUUAAAUUGUAAUUGAAUUGACAGUUAAAUAUUGUUUUAGCUGUUUCACGGGUUUACUCGUCGAGAAUACUUGUACAACAACUCUAUAAUCAAAGAUGGUACCACCUUCUUUUGUACUGUUUUGGCCUUUAGCUUUAGUGUUGGUGUUAUAUUGGCGGUUGGAGUGUUAUUCUACACUCAGUUGAUGAUAAUCUUAAGAAACAAAACUGGCAUCGAGGAUUAUAUUUGUGGGUUUUCGAAAGUUUUAUUAUUUUUAAAAAAUUGUUUUAUGCUUUGCUUUUAUUGGUCAUUUUUAAAAGUUUAGGUAUUAAAUUUAAAUGUAAAUUUAUAUUAUUUUAGGUACAAAAGCCGAGUAUCGAGAACGAGAUGAAGCUGAGGGACUUUUUGUUUUUCCGUAUAAUUUAGGUAUCAAACGUAACAUCAGAGAGGUGUUUCCGUCGUUUUGGGCCAGGAUUCCAAACGGAAAUGGUAUUUGGUGGCCAAUUAGGUCUGGCUGUACUCAAUUUACUUUGUCUGUAAGUUUUAAUCGUACAAUUUAGGUAAUACGUAAAUAUCACUACGGUAUUCUUAGUGUUUUGUAUGUCUGGUUACUUCGUUUAUACAAAACAGUUAUUUUUGAUAUAAAAUACCUGUUACAGGAAGAACAACUCGUUCAAAAAGUGAAUAAACGCUUCUACGCCAAGAUAUACACCAUUCAGGACGACUACAAGGGCUCAUGGUGGCGUUCAUGGAGGUUCGGAGUAAAGACCCUGGUGUGUCAGCCGUGUUCGGAAGAGAAGAGGAUUGAAGUGAAGAAGGGCGAGAGCUACGCCAUCACUCGGAUUCAGCGGAAUUGGCUCUAUGGCCAGCGACUUAUUGAAGUGGAAGAUGUGGAAGGUCCCUUCUCCGAGAAUCCUUACGCAGCUCGAGCUUCUCGCGAUCAGACACGACAAGAAGUGGUGAAGCAGGCCACACAACCUCGAGGAUGGUUCCCUAAACCGUUGGCUCGACCUAAGUAUCCGGCUUCAGAAGAGACGAGAAAGGACGUCUAA